Molecule: messenger RNA, 850 nt
Organism: Photinus pyralis (common eastern firefly)
Lineage: Eukaryota; Metazoa; Arthropoda; Insecta; Coleoptera; Lampyridae
Exons: 2
Coding region: 251-787 (178 amino acids)
Source: RefSeq, a predicted model, not a curated record
AACAUUUCCACAGUUGAAACUCACGUAGAAACUGCUUACCUGCGGCAAGCGUGUCGCAGUGUGAAUUGAACUCAAAAAACUUUGCCCGUGCCGAGUCUGUGCCGUACCGUUGCCGAGCCGGUUCUUUGCACGAAAGUGAGAAUCGGCCUUAAAUUGAAGAACUUGCGAUUUAACAUUCUUAGUGAACUUCUUACACGAAUACCUAUAACUGUCGUAUACGUAAUCGUAAAGGCGCCACAGAACAGUGAAAAUGUCCCAGAACCCUUCAAUGAAGAAAAUUCAAAUAGUGCAGGAUUUGCUAGUGCACCCGUCAACCUUGAGGUUACCCUCAACUGAUGGUAGCCAACAUCAUGGGUCACCUGCAACCGCUCAACAAAGGACGUCAGAAAACGUCAUAUAUAUUGCUGAUAGCGAUAUAGAAGACGAAUUUGCGGGAGUGCAUGGAAAUCUUGAGAGUCACCAGACCCGUCCCGCGUCGGAUCAACGUCUACCACCACCACCACCACCACAAAUGCAGCAUCCGGAUCACCUUCAUCAUCAGCACUCAACGCAUGCUGAACAACAAAUGCUGCUCCCACCAGUGAAUUUAAUUGCGGUUAAGGAGCACAGCAUGCGAUGGCUGCAGGAGCUUCACCGAAGCUACCAACAUCGACAAGUGGUAUUGGAGACGUUGACCACACAGUUAUCGGAUGAGCUGGCUGAAACUAUCAGAAAUUUGGAAACUGUGCGCGCUAACGUACUAGAGACUGAAGAGAUGCUGCGUAGGCUCUACGAAAUGAAUGUGUAGUUAUUGUAUAUAGAAAUAAAUAUUUUUUCAUAUUGUUAUCAUAAAAGUGUUCCUAUCUACAAC